Bursaphelenchus okinawaensis is the source of this 5305-nucleotide messenger RNA. The record is from the annotation of a GenBank genome assembly. Lineage: Eukaryota; Metazoa; Nematoda; Chromadorea; Rhabditida; Aphelenchoididae.
AUGGCAGAUGACCAUAAGGACACGAAACGGUAAUAACCUUUUUGAAGUUUACAGGUGAAGUUGGUAAUGGUACUAUGUACUGGUUAUUAGGUAGGAACUGGGUACUAUUUAUGCAGUACUUACUUAUACAAGUCUUAAGUACUGUGUUCUGUAUGGAGGGGGGGGAAGUUGAUAACAUGUAGUACGUUAUUGGAUGAUUACUAAGCCUGAGCACUAGAUUUAUUGGUACUAUUUAGUAGGUUAGGCUUAUUUUAUCCAUACCUCUUAAGUCAGGUUUAUAUCACCCAUACCCUUUAAUUAAGGCUCAUAUUACCUAUCCCCAGUGUUUUGCCGGACCGGGUCCGGUCCGGAUUUUCAAAAAUUGCAAAAUUGAAAACAACUUUUGAGCUUAUAAUUUGAAGCUUUAAAAAAUAAAUUACUUUUGUGAAGGUCCGUCUCAUACAAGUUCCUCGCUAAACAUUUGGACCGGCCGGACCGAAUCGGUCUUGCCGGUCCGGGUGGUCCAUUUCGGUAAUAACUUGAAAGCCAAAGACGGACCUUCACAAAAGUUAUUUAUUUUUUAAAACUUCAAAACAUAAGCUAAAAAGUUAUUUUCAAUUUUGCAAUUUUUGAAAAUCCGGACCGGACCGGUCCGGCAAAACACUGCCUAUCCCUCUUACCUUAUCACAAAUCUAUAAAUAUUCGGCGGUUUGACGCAAAAUGUUAUUCUUUCUCGUAUAAUUGAUAAAGACAAACGAGGCCUGCCAACAUGUGGGGGUUUUAAUGGCUUUACGUGGCCCCGUUCUUAGUUUAAGCCGGCUCGCAAUUUGGGAAGGCGUAGUGCUAUGAAAAGGGACAAUUAUAAAUGUUGGUGGGGCUAAAAGAAUUAAAAUUUUAAUGAUGGUUUGGCUUUAGGGUUGGGAAUUAUUACGCUGUGGUUUAAAAUUGGAUGUAGGUGCAUUUGGGUCAGGGUAGAAAAUAAGAAAAUUAAUUUUUUAAGCUAUGCUAAAGAUGAAAAUUGAUUUUUGAAGCUAUGCUAGGCAUGAAAAUUUGAUUUUUCCUGCUGGGCUAGGCAUGAAAGUUGAUUUUCUAGGCUAGAGUAAAGAUAAAAGUACUUUUUUUAGGUCAGGCUAGGCAGAAAAAUCGAUUUUUUAGGCUAGGUUAAAGAUAAAAGGUGACUUUUUAGGCUAGGCUAGGCAUGAAAAUUGAUUUUUUAAACUAGGCUAAAGAUAAAAAUCACUUUUUUAGGUGGGAUAUAAUUGAAAUUUGAUGUUUGUGUCAGGCUUGGACUGAAAAUGGAUUUUUUGGUUAGGACAGGGUCACGAUUUUUAAAAUUUUCGUGUUAGGAUCCAUAAUUUUUUUGUUUAAAACAUAGUAAGAAUUUUAAAAAAGCGAACGAAAUUUUUUGUUAUGAAGAGGGCAGGGGUUAAAAGGCUUUUAAUUGUUAAAGGAUGCCUAGGAUUACACUUUUAAAUACAAAUGCACUUUAUAAAGGACGUUUAAUUAAGCUCAAACAUAGGAAUUGGCUUGUUUUGAAAAGGUCUUUGUUCAGUUUUUAAUCUUGAUUUAAAGUUCAAGUUUAAAAUUUUUCAAGCAUUUUUUGGCAUUUUAUUUAAAACGCUUAAAAAUUUGUUUUAUAUUUUAUUAAAUUGUUUAUAAAAUCACAGCUUUGUGACCGUUUAAAAAUCCACGAAACCUUUUCCGAACACUUUUCCUAUUAUUUAUAUUACCUCAAUUAAGCCUUUGUUCCCGUUUUGUGAACGGAGAAAAUGGCGAUUUCUAUUGAAAUUCAAAUCAACUUGGGUCUUCUUUAUAAUCUCGAAUUAAAAGAGUUCCGAGAUUCAAAAGAAAUCGAAUCAAAGAUCAAACUCUUUCGAAUUCAAAUGAUUUGAAUUUAACUCUUUUCUAAUUUCAAAGGAUUUCAAGGGACGAGGAAUUAUUUUUGAAAAUUUGAACGGGCAAUGACUUGAACUUUCCGAAAUCUCUAAAAUUUAAAAAUAUAGAUUUUUAAAUUACCAAUCACACUUGCCUUGCCUUAUGUUACCCUACCCAACUUAAAAAAAUUAAAACAAAAUUUAUUUAAAUAACUAAAGGUGACCUUUGCAGAGUGUCGUUCGGGUCUUCGAAUGAUGUCAGGUUAAUUGUUUAUGACGAGCCCAACUGUGCCACAUAUACAUUUCACAAGAAAAAGGAACACCCCAGGUAAGAGAAAUCGAACGGCGUGAAGCCCAUCACAACAAUGUUGACGUCUCGGACAAAAAGAAGUGUUUUAGUACUUUUAAUGGGUCUAUACGAAGGUUUUAGGAUUGUCUUGAAUGUUUUUAAUUGUCUUUGUUUUUUUUGUCUUACAGUUAUUGGGGCAUUAUUAGCUGUAAGAUAAAAAAAUCUUACAGUUACUGAGGCCUUAAUUAAAGAGCAAAAAAGUUUUGUCGUUAACUUGCACACCUUAAAAGAGAUAAGGCUUUUGAGUAAUGUGUAUUACAAAACUUUAUAAGUUUCUAAAAAAAUUAUAAAGAAACCUGUUACGUAUAAUAUUAAUUUCGGCGCCUUUGAUCUAUAAAUUGGUGUUAACGUGCAAACUUUUGUUCAAAAAAGUAAUCAAAAAGGCCAAAUUUUAUGUUUAGAGCUUUUUUUUACAUCGAAAAAACAUUAUCAUUUUGAGCCGAUGAGUAAUUUUUACAUUUUUUUAAUCAAGUUGUGAUGACACUUUAUAAACUUAAUUUUUAUGAAACUUUUCGAGCCAUAACUUUUAUGGUUAAACCGCAUUUUUUUCAAAAUCUUGAUCUCUUGGUCUACUGCCCAAUUCUUCACUUAUCGUGACGUUCGUCUUCACUCCCAUCGUUCUACGAUGAGGAAGUACUCUUUUAAUACGAGGCAUUUUACUAUCAUAUCUCGAAUGUUAUGGUUGAGUGCAUUUACUAUUAAAAUUUAUGUGGUUGAGUGUACUUUUGCAAACACUAAGGCCUUGAGGCUUUAUGCAUUUUGGAAUUAGGGUAGGGUUAAUGUAUUUUUAUUAUACAGUAUAUUUAAAGGCUUAAAUAUUGCUCAAAAAAGUCAGGACUUCUUUGAUACCCCGUAGUACAACUCUGAUUACUAUACUUUUCAAAAUAAGCUUUCAAUUAUACUCAAAUGCACUUUACCUUCAUUUUAUGACAAAAAAACAUUUCGUUUUUUUUGCGACAAAUCCGGAGCAUUUUCUCUCAAUUCCCCCCAACAUGUAUUGAAAACGUUUCAUCCAUGUUACUCAACAGGAAAUAAACGCAUUUUACUCUCGAAUACGACCCCAAUGCACAGUGGGUUUCUUUUGUCCCUGUUUUUUGCACAUUGUGUUUCUUGUGCUCAUUUGCAAGCCGCGGGCCCUCUUAAUUAGAUCACUAAAAGCGGCCUUUGAAACCCGGGAAGGAGGGGAGGAGGGGGAUCGAUUGUUAAAACCGAGAGGAACCCGCAGGCUAGGGGGGAUCGAUGGCUGAAACAGAGAAAUGCGCGUUUCGAAAAAAUUUCGGGGGGGGAGAUUUGUAUGAAAAUUCGCCCGGCUCGCCGCCGUCUUUUUCACUCCGGCUUUGCCUUUUUUUUCUUCUUCAAUUCGGAUGAAGGGGGGAGUGCUCUCGCCCCGGCCUCUCUCCCGGCUUUUCCUCACGAACACUCUGUCCUCGGCGCGCCGUCGUUUGUGUGUUUUUUUGAUUGUUCUUAUGGCCUAUCCUCCAGGCCCAUCCCCGUAUCAUUACCUCCUCUUUCUUUUUUGUUUUUUCGCCUUUUUUUUGAACGAUUUCCGUGCGUUUCAAACCGCCGAAUCAGUUUGUUCACCCUCGACUUUCGCGGAGUUUUGCAUCGAGCAAAAAGAUUUUUUUUUGCAUUGAAACAUUCUUCGAAACGCCUGCUAAACUUCAUUGUAAUUUAUCUUUGCUAUUUUACUAGGAUUCUGCUCGAUAUUACACCACAUUUCACUAGGAUAAUAUCAUAUUAUAUUCGAUAUUAUACUGGAGCAUAUUUUCUAAAUUCUCAUCAACUUCAUCAAAAUUCUCUUCAAUUUUCGUCGGAAUACAUUGUUUAACUUUCACAAGAAUUUCCCUAAGUUUUGCGUAUGAAUUCAGACGAUUCUGCUUGUAGAACCGAGACGCCGGAUCGAGUUUUGGUGAAAAGUGAGAACUGCGAAGAACCCCGCCCAAUUUCGCCACCAGCUCAAUUGUUUACCCCGCCUGAGGCAGCACGAACACCGGAGAGGUAGGAGUUUUAAUCCUUGUUGUUUUCAAAUUUUAGGUAUCAAAAUUUGAUAAGAUUUCGUUAUUUGGAAUGUCAGAACUAAACUAGAACAAAAUAUUUUCAUUUUAAAAUAUUAUUUAAAAAAAGUGAACGAUAAAAAGCUCUUUUUUCAUAAUUUUCAUGUUAAGGAAUUCCUUUUUACUACAAAAUGUGUUGUUUACAAAUUCCGAUUGUUACAGCAUUGUUGUUGCUAAGUGCAAGUUUAGUUCGAUUGUUUUGUGUGGCUCCGUUUAAGGUUGUUUUUGCGUUGUUUCGGUGAAUUUUAAAGAGAUUUCUAACGGUUUUGGAAAGAAAAAGAUUGUUUUUACAACAAAAGAAAUGUUGAGGAAUUUGUAAAGAUUUAAUUUAGGACAAAUUAACGUAAAUUUUUAAAAAUAGCUAGGAAAAAGGAGUAAUUGAAGGCUAUGACAAUAUUAAAAUUUGAACUUUGAAGUUUAGUGAAUAAUUUAGUUUAUAUUGAUGGAAAGGCUCUUACGAAACUAUGUUUAUUAAGAAAGACGUUCAAAACAUGCUUCUUCUUGAACUUUCAGUACUGUGUAACAUGUCAUAAGCGGAAUAACUUAAAAAUUUAUGAGAAAUUGAAGAUGUUCCGUGCAAACUAGUGUAGAGAAGGGUAAAAGAUAAAUGUUUAAAGACCACUGAUAACGAAAGAUAAAAUAUUGGGCAUAUUGCCAGCAACCCAACCUCCAAUUCGAAGAAUAACAGCAAAUUUGUUUACAGAAAAAUGGAUUCUGAAGUGGACAACCCGUUUCGGCCGAAAGACGUGCUCUACAAUGAAGUGGAUCCGAUUGUCGAGGCCUACAAAACGAAGCCCUUCCCUCCGUCGCCUUCGGGCUCGCCGAUUCCUCAAGAUCUCACGCCCUUCAAGAACGGCAGGCACGUCACACUAGAAUGUGGUGUGGUGCACUCCGACAGUACACAUGCUCAUGUUAACGAAACACAGCCACUAACAAUGCCUGAGGCGAAAAAGACCGAAAACGGGCUUAGCGACCUACCGCCGCCCAAUAACGUCGAGUUGGUGCACUUGGACAAGAAAAAGAAGUGCGGUUGUUGUACGGUGCAAUAA